AUGGCCGCCAUCUCUCAGUCCACACAACCUACCACUACUCCUCACUCGCUUCCUCAAGCAUCCGCCGACCACCUAACAUCUCUCAAGCGCCCCUCCUCGUCUUCAUCUAAGGACUCUGCAGCCGUCCAAUCCACUCAUUCGAUCGCAGAUCCAGCUACAUCCCCUCCUGCUACAGCAGUACUCCUCAACACCCCCAAUCGCCUGAGCACCUUCAGCAAGAAUCGCCAGUCGACGCUCUCCCCCGUGUCGUCCAAACAGAAUCGCGGUGGGCUGUUCUCGUUGGCAGCAUUGGCUCUAGACAAGACCUCGAGUGCCAUUGCAAGCUUCUCCGAACCGUCGAUCCGAAAUCGAGCUUCGACCGGAAGUCUAUAUCGUACCGCACAGAAUUCUCCUACACGCGAACCGAACAAUAGCAGCACAUCUGCGCACACAGCUACGCGGCACAAUAGCACCAGGGACAAUAGCAACCCGUCAACGAGCCACCACGAUAUUUCUACCCCGACCGCAUUUCACAACAGAUCAGAAACGUUGAAUACAGUCACAACUCGAAAGUCUUUGCUUGAGACUAAUCCCCCUUCUCAGGCGUAUUCAAAUACAGCCUCUGAUACCCCUGCUCCCAUCGUUCUACCACAAUCAAACUUCAACAAGAUGCACCAAACUUCCUCGCGCUUGUUGCGCAUGACGUCUGAUGACAGACCGUUUACAAGAGAUUUCAAGGACCUUUUUGCAACUCUAGUUGUCAGCCUUCCACUUGCUCCUCAUCGCGUACGUCUAACGCGAGUUGAACACUCGUUCUUGUCAGAAGAAGCAAUAAACAACCUGGGAUCCCUCAAGUUCUCCCAGUCAAACCGCAUGCCAGAUCCUAAAGAUCCCUCCCGAAUCGUCACGACCACGACUACGACUACAUUUUCUAUGGCCCGUGAGAUGGCACGUUCUGUAUGCCAAAGAUUUUUGGAUGCAAGAUUCAUCGAGUCUGCGGAUGGCAAGCAAGCAAAGGAAUUUACAAUGAAAAGUUCGGUCUGGCAGUUAACCCCCAAAGGCAUUCAUGUCUUGGAGAGAUUCUGUGCGAAGAAUGGAAUUCAGCAGAAGCAUGUCACCGAACUCGUGAACUCUUCUAGGAACACAAUGCAACUAGUUAUUCUUGAGCGAGACUCGACGACAGAUAAACUCUCUUCCGACCGUAGUACGAUCGAAGUCAUUUUUCGAAGAUUUGUCGGUCAAAAUGGUCCAAACAUUAAGAGCAGCACUAGCUCUGCUGAUUCAGACUCGCUCAGUGAGUACAAGGAUGGAAUUGCAGGCGUGAGAAUGGCCAACGAGCGCAAAAUUGGGUCGCCUCCACGGACCAUGUAUCAAACAUUCACUGGAAAGGCUGCUACAGACUGGCUGAUGGAUUGUUGCACAACUGUGGACCGUAGAGAAACAGCCGAAAUUGCGACUCUCUUUCUGGAACAGGAGUUGAUUUGGUGUGUUCAGCAGGAUAGAGCUUAUCUGGCUCAAUUCUCGCCACAGGAAAGAGACAAGUCGGCAAUUUUUCAGCCAACGAAGCAUGGAAUUUACCAGAUGACACAAAAGGGGAAGGACGUCGUCAAUAUGACAUCUCGGGAGCGCACUUCUGAGGGCGGAGAAGGCUUGAACACAGCCGCGAGAGCUGGUGUAUCUCGGGACUCUAAUACUCAGAAGCUUGAUAAGAUAUUGAACGACCCCUCGCUCCGCUUACUCUUCCGAGAGAACCUGCGGGACACCCAUUGUGAGGAGAAUCUCUCAUUCUACCUUGACGUUGACGAAUUCCUUAAGUCGUGCAAAAUCGCGAUCAAGUCCAAUUCUCCAUCGAGAGGCAGUUCGGGAGGCAACCUAGACUCUGUCAAGGAGACCAUGGCCUCUGCAUAUGGCAUCUACAAUGCAUUUCUGGCCCCUGGUUCCCCUUGCGAGCUCAACAUCGACCACCUCUUGCGAAACCAGUUGGCAACCAGAAUGACCAAGGCAGUAGGACAGGACUCUGCGAUGAUCGAAAGUCUGAAGGAAGUCACCAAACUUUUCGAAGAAGCACAGUUAUCUGUUUUCAAGCUGAUGGCUAGCGACUCCGUUCCCAAGUUCAUGAAGAGCUCGAAGUACGAGCAGACGCUCAAGACUUACGACUUCGAUUCCAUCGCCCCCCGCAACAAUGCCUCCGGGGCACCCGAACGUAGCAUGAGCAGAUCAAAUCGGUAA
Messenger RNA from Cadophora gregata, 2208 nucleotides. RefSeq lists its product as uncharacterized. Gene Ontology annotation, biological process: intracellular signal transduction. NCBI's taxonomy places the organism in Eukaryota, Fungi, Ascomycota, Leotiomycetes, Helotiales, Ploettnerulaceae. Bases 1 to 2208 code for a protein of 735 amino acids. The record is from RefSeq and is a predicted model, not a curated record. The transcript has 3 exons.